This is a messenger RNA of Cylicocyclus nassatus, 242 nucleotides long. NCBI's taxonomy places the organism in Eukaryota, Metazoa, Nematoda, Chromadorea, Rhabditida, Strongylidae. The record is from the annotation of a GenBank genome assembly.
GUUCGCUUGUGGCCGUUUCAUACUGAUGGACGCCACUCUCCUCGCCUCAAAAAUAGAACAUGUUGUAUUUUGCUCCACAACUUCAUUCACACGAAAAACGUAAGGACUCCAACGUUCACAAUAAGGAGAUAUGAUAGCAUAAUUUAUGUGUUCUAAAAAAAUAGGAUGGCAACAUCCACGCAGUGAUCUACACUUUCUAAUUUUGAAUAUGGUCAGUUCUUUUAGUAAAAAGGUUUCAUUGU